UAGUUAAGUUAGAAUAUUUGGUUAAUCAUCUGAGAUUCUUGAGGACGUUCAUAAACAGCAGUAGUGCUCAACUUAAAAUGAAUUCACAUUCAUAUAAUCAUUAACAUUUAAUUCGUUCUUGUUUCAAUUUUCCACAUGCUAUCAUUACUAAUACAUACAUAAUUCUCAGUCGUACGUAAAGCGAAUCUCGUGACUGACCGAAAAAGUAUUAAAAUUGCGUACUUCGAACGACGAUUUUGAACACUUUUAUAGUUUUUCCUAUCUCACAAUAUACAUGGCGUUCCAAUAUAAGAAUCGGUUGACAUUUGGCAACUUCCGUAUUAUUUUAUCAGAUUCCCAGAAAGUUAACACCUGUGAUAUAUGUAGUAUGAAUCGCGAGCAGACGUCGUAUCCGUUUACGUGACGAUGAAGAACACUCCCGCCACGCCGGCGGGGAGUUAAAUGGCGCAGAAUUGUCUAGCAGUGUCAGUGUGCUACACACGUGGUACGAUACAGCGACUGAUCGCCCACGCAUAAUACUACAAACCAGACGGUCACACCGGCGCACAACGGUCGGUCGUCUGCAUGACGCGACGUGGAUGAGUCUGUCGGUGCAUACUAUCAUACGUGCUCGCGUAAUCGACAAACGUGCCGCACCGGCCGACCUCCUCGGGCCUUUUCAGUAAUCGAGAAGAGAAUCGGCGUGGAAUUAAAAGGGAAGCUGCGGCUGGAGGAGAAAAAGAAGGGAAAUCAAAGGGUCUGGAAAAGCGUGAAAAGGGGGUCCUCCGGUGCAGGCCAUCGGGACGCUCCUCGGCCCUUUCUGCCUCAGGAUGUCGUACGCCAAUCGAUUCCCGUCUUCGCAGCACACGCGUUAUCGGAGCAGCUGGGGACCAUCCUCAGUCACUGUGUUCAAUCGCGCCGACGUGCCUAGACCCUCGCCGGAAGAGGAAGAGUACGCCGAAUUUUAUCACGAGCGUCUGCACUCGGCCCAGAGCAGACAGUUGCUGCCGCUGCAGGAGGACCUCGCCGAUUGGAUCAAUAAAACGUUGAACUCUGAAGUAGUGACGGGCGAUAGUUUCUUUGAUGCGCUGGACAAUGGCGUGGUGGUGUGUCGAUUGGCAAGGGUUAUUCAGGAGAAAGCGAGGAUGGCGAUCGAUGCUGGAAGAGCGAAAGGACCCUUGCCGGUGAUACGAGGACGCUGUUGGGAGACCGCAGCUCGUCGCAGCUUCUUUUCUCGGGACAAUAUGGAAAACUUUAUCCAAUUCUGUAGGCGCCUGGGCGUACACGAAAAUCUCCUGUUCGAAAGCGACGAUCUCGUUCUUCACGGACAACCGCGGAACGUGGUAUUGUGCCUAUUGGAAGUGUCUCGAUUAGCGUCGAGAUACUCUGUUGAGCCACCGGGACUCGUGCAGCUCGAGAGGGAAAUUGCCGCCGAACAAGAACGGGAUCUUCACUGUCUCUCGGACAGUGGUAUAUCUCAUAGCAGCUUGAUUUCCUGGCAAUUUCAAUCACCGUCCCCGACCGAAACACCUAAGCCUCCUGCAGAGAAGAUAAAACACAGCAGUUCAGCAUCGGAAGUUGCGUUAACAGCGACAAGAUGGUUGGAUCCAGCCACCGAUGUAGUGCACGAACCGGAAAUGAGAAGGUCGGUGAGCGACAAUGGGCCAGCGCCGGGUAGUGACGGUGUGCCUAGUGAUACAACGGAGGAUGAGUGGUCCCGAGGAAGUGUGGAGGACCCGGACGAAGUUCCGUCGCCAUUAAGUUCACCUCUGCCCUCGCCAGCUGAGCCACCGGAACAUACAGGUCCUAUAACGGAAUUAGAUCGAAAGGUAAGGAGAGCCACGGAAGCAGUACAGAGACUCUGCCAAUGUCCCUCCGAAAGAUGUUCCAAGCUGAAAGUGCGCAAGGUUGGUGAAGGACGGUACCAUAUCGCUGGACGAAAUGUCUUCAUCAGGCUUUUGAAGGGGAGACAUAUGAUGGUCAGAGUGGGCGGGGGCUGGGACACCUUGGAGCAUUUCUUGGCGAGGCACGAUCCCUGUCAGGUGAGGACCCUCAACCGUGAGAGCACACCGCCUUCACCCCACGGCAACAAGCACAGCAACUUUCUUCCAAUUCGCGCCAAGUAUCGCAGUCCGACACAGGAAUCCGUCUCGGCCCGCUAGCCUAAAAGCACAGUGCCUGUAAACAAGUCCACGCUAAAUCACAUUCGUUCCGCUGUUAGUUCAUUUCGUACAAAUAUAAAGAGACACGCACUUAAUGCACGAUCCAACUGGACAAAAGAAUCUUGUUUCGUAUUCUUCUACGGAUCGUGUACGCACGAACGGGAAAUUAAAGGGGUGCCAUAUUGAUAGGGUUUAUUAUAACUGUAGCCUUUUUUGUUCAUGAUAGUCGUUGUUAUUUCUUUUUAAUUUAAAAGAUAGGAAACAACGCACGGAACUACUGAUUGUUGACGUAUAUACAUACACGAAUGUGUAACUUUUAUGUUACGUGACGUUGUAGAGAGUUAAACAUCAGAGUUUCUAUACAGUGUAUCCCAGAGCGCACGACUUUCCUCUGAGAGUGUGAAAUUCUGAGUCAAAACUUCCUCUUCCACUAAUUUCGUUAAAAGUGGAAGAAGAACUUUUUAGUCAGAAUUUUAUCCACUUUAGUGGAAAGUCGUGCAUUCUGGGACACCCUGUAGAUUAAUAGUUUAUUUAAGAAAUCAUUAUUUUCGUCAAAUUGAUUCAUUUGUUUUUGGAGGCAUCGAAUGACUAUCAGCGACUGUGUACAAUAAUCUCACAUUGGUGCACGAUUAUUAUUAAGUGCACCACUGUUUCUCAUAUAAAUAUAUGUAUACGUAUGUAUGCAUAAAUUACGCAGGAGAUGGUACUAUUUUUUCUUACAUGUAAUAAAGGCUGGAGAGGACUAACGUUUCACGCAUGUACAUCCUAACAAGCGUCUUAAUAUGCCAUCUUCUUAUCAAUUUACAUUUUAACAGUUUAUGCGAUAUGCCAAGAUACAUACUUACCUCCUCACCAUUUUUACAUUUAUACAAACGUAUUGUAUAGAUUUAUACAUAUACAUUUACUCUUGUACACUUACAUCGCUACAUAUGUUAUAAAAUAUGUACAACAUGUGUACGUAUAAAAAUGCGAUAUAUUUCUACUUUUUACCGUUCGCAUAAAAUAAGUACAGUAGAACCUCGUGUAUCCAAAUCGCUUCAGGAUUGUCGUCGGUUAUCCGGACAAUGCGGGAAUAAGAUACGAGCUUCUAUUAGCCAAACGCUAAUCUCGCGUAUCCGAACUUAAAAACUUAGUGAAGUGGGAAUAGGAGAUUAGAUAACCUCUAUUAUUCAAACGGCAUCGUCCCCCGGACUGUUCGGAUAAUCAAGAUCCUACUGUACAAUGACUUUCGCACACAGCAACGAUUUUCGACUCUUCCAUGUCAUACAUUCCACGGAUGACAGGCAUAUUAACGCUUGAUUUGGAAAUUGUCUAACAGAAAUAGGUUGAAAGGGCAAUGCACCUGGUAGAGGUAAUCGUAAGACCGCAAUGACCAAAGUUCGUAAUGGUAUGUCCAAAUGAUCACGGGCAGUAAUGGCUUAUUGGAAUACCGCUUACAUCGAAGAUAACGAUCGAAUAGUCGGCUUCGUCGUGGUUCGAAAACGACUAUAAUUAAAUAUGGAAGUGCAAUUAAACACUCAGGUAAUGUUUUUAAAUCGAGCUUGUCCAACUAAAUAGAACUACGAGAAAUUGUGCUUUCCCGAUUGAACAACUCCGUCUUUUGUAGAAGUGCAAACUUUAAAGUAAUUAAAGUAGGUAAUCUACAGGAUAUAUUUUCUGGAUAAAUGAGAUAAAGGGGAAAAUACUCGAUCAUUAUACAUGUAUGUAUAUAUCACUUACAUGUACUUACUAUGGUCAUUGCUGCCGCUCACAAGAGCAAAUCUUGUAGUGCACUUAAAUACUUUUUGCGAUAAGUAGUAUAUAUAAGGUAAAUAGUUUGUUAUAAGAUUUAAUCACUCAUAAACAAACUAAGGUGUCAAAAAAUUGGCACGUAUAAUUCACGUUCAAAGUUAGUCUUUGAAUCACUCCAUUCGCAAUCGAGAAAAAGAUAUAUCUUUCUAUAUUCUCGUAAUAUUCAUAUCCACCGACUCUGGCGAUAAGUCUUAUACACUUUUGGCACAUAAUCAAUAAAUCGCUAACACGCAGAAUGCUUCACAAUAACUGCAAUAAUAUAUGUUUUGUACUUUUAUAAUAAAUACGUAGGAUAAGGAUUAAUGAAAUUAAGAAUUAUAAUAAAAUUAAAAAAGCGUUUACUCGGUUCACAGAAAUGCAAGGGCACAGUGUGCAAAGGAAUACCAAAGCAAAGAAAUAUGCGACGAGUAAUGUCGGCACGAUGAUGAAGCUAUUAACGUUAUCAUUCAAGCUUUUUUUGUUAGACGUUUUCCUUAUUCUUAGCUAAAUUAAUUUUAUAUCAAGAAUUGAGUUCCAUAAACUAUUACCAUAAAAUGCGUGGUAUGAAACUUAUUUCGUUCAUGCUAUUUAUAUUUAUUUGUAAAUUAUAAAUAACGGUUAGGAGAAUUUCACGAUUGUGUUUAAUACGUGUUAUUAUUGGUAUGCGCGAAUGAAAGGAUUCUCGCCAUAUUAUAUUAUCGUAAAUGCGUUAAUCGAUAAGUAUGCGUAUAUAUAAGUUUUGCGUACCUGCUUAAUUCCGCGCAGAGUAAAGGAUGUUUUCGUUAGACAAAAUUCUAUAUUUGAUAGUUUCUCGCAUUUUUUUAUCAGCUGCUGCCGUGUAAAUUUUUUUUCAUUGUAGGAGUCCACCAGAGAUUUGUUGAACAUAAGAUAUCGAGUUAAAAGGAGAUCACAAAUCGAAGUAGGAAUUCCGUUGCACGUUGGCCAUUACGAUGUUAAUUUUUCCAUGAGUUUUAGUGUGAUAUGAUUAUAUUC
Messenger RNA from Ceratina calcarata, 4904 nucleotides. RefSeq names its product growth arrest-specific protein 2. Lineage: Eukaryota; Metazoa; Arthropoda; Insecta; Hymenoptera; Apidae. The coding region runs from base 810 to 2141 and encodes 443 amino acids. Gene Ontology annotation, molecular function: cytoskeletal adaptor activity; actin filament binding; microtubule binding. The record is from RefSeq and is a predicted model, not a curated record. Gene Ontology annotation, biological process: actin crosslink formation. The transcript is spliced from 8 exons. Gene Ontology annotation, cellular component: actin filament.